CUCUAGUUCCUGUCAUUUCGCGCGCCAUUACUACCAUGCCUCAGGGAAGGAGCAACAAGCUCGCCGUAACGGUGGCUCCGGGCAAGCGAAGCCUCAGUUCGUCCCCGCUCUCGUCGCCGAUUGCGUUCCUCAGAGCCAGAUUCCAGGGCCCAAAGAGCCCUCGCCCAGAGUCGCCGAGCGACGUCAUCGAAGUCGAUCAUGGCGAUGGCGUGGAGCCAGAGGUGGCUCGCAAGCAGAGGGAGAUCGCAAGCUUCCUCGGCAAGGCCGUUUCGCCAGCGAGCCGCGAGCUCGCUCCUGCCGCAUCGCCGGCCGUGCCGGUCACCCUCGCCGAGGCUGUCAAGCCGCUCACAAGGGAGGUGGUCGAGGCCUGCGCCACAAUGGUGGCGUCGAUGUACGAGCUUGACACCGCCGCAGCGGACGCACGCGUCCUCUUCGCUCCGAUCGAGGCCCACGUCGAGAGUAUCCAGUGGGCCUCCGCGACGUUGGAGGUGCACGGCGUCCUCGACGUCUCGCUGCCGCCGUUUGGCUACGCCGUCGUGCAGAUGGGCGGCGUCUCCACGAUGCUGCUCCUCUGGCGCGGUUCGCACACGAUCAUGGACUGGGUCUCCGACGUCGACGCGACGCCAGUCGUCUCCCGCCGCUGGUCCAGGGACGGGAAGAGCCCGAUCCGAGCGCACGGCGCAUACGUCUCGCUCUGCGAGAACGACCUCGCCGCCCACGAAGGCAGAAUCGUCUCCCUGAUGCUGGAGCACAAGGUGCAGCGGAUGAUCUUGACCGGCCACUCCCUCGCGGGGGGACUCGCGCACGUCGGCCACCUCUUCGUGCGCGGCCAGAUUGAGCAGGGCGCGGCGCCGUGGAACCAGCUCGACCGCGGCGUGCACGUCUCCACCCUCGGCUUCGCCGCACCGAUGACCAUUCUCUCGGAGCCCUCGCUCGCGCAGCUCGACCCGGACGUGCACGGCGAGUCGCACGCGAUCCUCGCCGACCUCAACGCCAACGCAGUCAACGUCGUGUACGGCGUCGACGUGGUGCCGCGGCUGCCGGGCUGCCUGGGUUAUCUGAACGAGGUGCUCGAGCUGUCGAUGCCGAUGCUGGUGGAGAAGGCGGUCGACGAGGUCGGGACCAAGGUGCACCUGCCGAGCUACCUGAAGCGGCUCCUCGCGAGGGCGCUCAGCGCGCGCGACGGCCUGCGCGAGGCGUACAUGCAGGUCAAGGGGAGCAAGGACGUGGAGACCCUCGUCGAGGUGAUGAUCCGGUUCGACCACGUGGGGCGGGUGCUCCACUACCCGCAGGGCGAGACGCCGGGCACGCUCCAGGUGUACGAGGGCAAGCGAAUCAAGGAGGUGCUGGGCGAGGGGCCGGGCGCGCCCCUCACGACGGCCAAAGACCUCGAAGCCCUGGCGCACGAACUCGAGGCUGCACACGUGCGCUCCUUCGCCAUGUUCAAGCUACCAGCCCGCGUCUGAUCUGUGUGUGUCCGGCGGGCCGGCCGAGGGGGGGGGAGUGUCAACUGUGCAAUGCGUGAGCGGUGCGCGGGGCUGGAACACACACAGGCCGGCGGGUGGAGCGUCGGAGGGUGAAGGCUGAAGGUGAAGCGAGUCGCGCCUCGGAACGCUCGGGCACAUAUCCUGUGCAGGUCCAUAUAUGUGGUGGUUUGCGUUGUGAGCAAAGCAAAGUUUCUUUUUUAUCUCGGGAGCUUGA
Emiliania huxleyi CCMP1516 is the source of this 1701-nucleotide messenger RNA. RefSeq lists its product as hypothetical. NCBI's taxonomy places the organism in Eukaryota, Haptophyta, Isochrysidales, Noelaerhabdaceae. Gene Ontology annotation, biological process: lipid metabolic process. The record is from RefSeq and is a predicted model, not a curated record. The transcript has a single exon. Bases 36 to 1466 code for a protein of 476 amino acids.